AUGAAUCUGAACUGCCAUCUCUCUGAUCUACUUUUAUUUCAUCCGGGACUUUCUCGAGCCAGCCAUCCCUUCGCCCUCCGGAUUGGGCCCUGUUUCCACGGGGAGCCAAUCGCCCUUGAGAGCGCCCGCGGCGUCAUCAGUCACCAGGCAGAGGCGGUCAGAAGCCGUCCCGAUGGCAGUAUGUACAGCAGUCUCCUGGCUCAGCCCUCUUGCAACCCCAGGACGUCCUUCCCCUGCGGUAGACAGGGGCUUCUUCUCAAUCCGUGGUGGCGAUCGGGGGUCCUGAUCCUCCCCUCCCUGGCUCUCUCUCUCUCGCUCUCCUUCUCCCGCGCUCCUCCCGGUUCAGUUCACAGGGAGGUGGAGCUGGACUUCUUCCAGGAGAGCUUCCCUUCAAGGAAGGAGGCGGGGGAACUCAUGUUCGAGUUUGACGACGAGGAGACCGUCCACGUGGAUUGGGACCAGAAGCAGAACGUCUGGAGGCUGCCGGAACUGACCCGCUUCAUGGAUUUUAACGUGCAGGGGGCGCUGGGCAACCUGGCCGUCCUGAAGAACAACCUGGGGAUCAUGAUCAAGCGCAGCAACAGGACCCAGGCGGAGGCUGCUCCUCCUUCAGCAACUGUAUAUGCUGAAGACCCAGUGGAAUUGGGGGACCCCAACGUGCUCAUCUGCUUCGUGGACAGGUUCUUCCCCCCAGUGCUGAACAUCACCUGGCUGAAGAACGGGCAGGUGGUCUCGGAGGGCGUGCAGGAGACGGCCUUCUACCCCAGCGUGGACUGGACUUUCCGCAAGUUCUCCUACCUGGCUUUCGUCCCCGAGGAAGGAGACUUCUACGCCUGCAAAGUGGACCACUGGGGCCUCCAGGAGAGUCUGAGCAAAAUCUGGACCCCCAAGGUGUCUCCUCCUGUCUCUGAGACGAUGGAGAACAUCCUCUGUGGCCUGGGCUUGACCCUUGGCAUCCUGGGCAUCAUUGCCGGCACCGUCCUCUUCUUCAAGGCCAGGAAGAGGAACAAUCGCGCCGGCACCAUAUGAUCAAGGGAUAGCCGGCCACCUCCUCUCCCUGCCAGCCACUUCCGCGAGGCUCAGAUGGUCCUCUUCUGAGCUCCUGGCGUUUGCAAAGGCUUUCCGGCUAGAACCAGCUCCCAAAAGCCUGCUGUUCUGUCUUCUGACCUCUGAGGGUCAUGGAGGUCCUUCCCCUCCUUCCCCGAAGAGCCCGCUCCCUCCUGGUCCCUCACUUCCCUGGACCUUUGCUGGGCACAUCCUGUACAGUUUGAAGCCUGGAGCUUUUCAUAACCCAAGUGCUUCUUGUAAGGGGAGACCUUUUUGAGUGCUUAAUUCUGCUCCCCUGAUGAGGCUCCCAACUUGGGAAGGGUUCCCCAUGCCAAGAGGCUUCCCUGUUUGAUCCUGGAGCCACUGCCAGAGAUUUCCCCCUCUUUUGCACUGCGGGCAUUCGGGUGACUUUCCUUUCCUAAUGUUCUGCCUAGGGCAAAGAAAACAAAUAAAAUAUACAUCUUGGGAA
Pogona vitticeps (central bearded dragon) is the source of this 1516-nucleotide messenger RNA. The record is from RefSeq and is a predicted model, not a curated record. Lineage: Eukaryota; Metazoa; Chordata; Lepidosauria; Squamata; Agamidae.